AUGGUGGAAGCAGAUGUUCUUCUUCGAGGUGUUGAGGGAGGAAAGGGUGACCCUAUCAUGGCUCAUCCGCCUGAAACAGACAGUGACAACACGUUGCAGGAAUGGCUGAAAGAGAUUGUGAAGACAAACAAGGGCAUCAAACUGGAUUUUAAGAGCUUAGAUGCAAUUUAGCAAAGUUUGAAAAGUCUCAGCACUGUGCGUUUGCGGCGCUCAGUCUGGGCAGUGCAGCUCACGAGCCGGGUGUUGUUGGCGCAGCCUGGAAGCCGUGCGGCCGUCGCUGUCACUUCCUUCUUUCCAGACGUAACCCUGUCACUGGGGUGGUCAACUGGCUGGCACCCUGGAAAAUACAACAAAGGCUAUGACUGGAUGAUGGUGAAAGAAAUGGCUCAGAUAUGCAGUACUCUUUCUCAGCCUGUGACUUUCCCUGUAAGAGCAGCGUUAGUGCGACAGUCUCUGUCUGAGCUGUGCUGGUUAUUGCAGCAAUCAGAUAGAUAUAGCCUCACUGUUUGGACAGGGAAGCAAGACGAGUAUUCUGUAGAAGAUUUGCUGCAUAUACGAGAGCACGUUGAUAAAAGUAGAGUCUAUUAUGAUAUCUUAGAACCACAAAACUCUGAAUUCAAAAAAGCCAUAGGAAUAGAAUAUUAAACAUGAUGCUGGCAAAC
Messenger RNA from Tinamus guttatus (white-throated tinamou), 662 nucleotides. Lineage: Eukaryota; Metazoa; Chordata; Aves; Tinamiformes; Tinamidae. The record is from RefSeq and is a predicted model, not a curated record.